This is a messenger RNA of Sugiyamaella lignohabitans, 450 nucleotides long. RefSeq lists its product as uncharacterized. The coding region runs from base 1 to 450 and encodes 149 amino acids. The transcript has a single exon. The record is from RefSeq and is a predicted model, not a curated record. NCBI's taxonomy places the organism in Eukaryota, Fungi, Ascomycota, Dipodascomycetes, Dipodascales, Trichomonascaceae.
AUGUCUCUUGCCAAUUACCCUAUUACGUUUCCAAAUUCCUACUCCAACACAACGGUUGAGAGAUUUCUGAGCAAUUUCUAUAGAGUCUCAGAUGAAAAGCCUUCGGCAGACCAUGAUCCAUACGUGGACGAGUUCACCAGCGAUGCGUACUUGAAGAUUGGACCUAACGAGGCCCUCGGUCACGCUGACAUUGGCAAGUUACGCGAGAAUAUAUGGGCUGUGAUUUCGGGAAGAAAGCACAGAGUAUUCCAGGUCUUCCCAUUUUCCAAAGAUAGUGACGAGGUUCAAGAGCUUGCCAUUUACGGAGACGUUGAUUAUACAAACGCCGAUGGUAGCACUUUUUCAGUCGAGUGGACAGCACGAUUUGUCUUGUCAGUUAAAGGCGAUGUUGUCAAAGCAACUGAUUAUAGAGUUUUUGUUGGUCCUAAACCAACUCUGGUCAAGGUUUGA